This is a messenger RNA of Laccaria bicolor S238N-H82, 789 nucleotides long. RefSeq lists its product as uncharacterized. Lineage: Eukaryota; Fungi; Basidiomycota; Agaricomycetes; Agaricales; Hydnangiaceae. Bases 1 to 789 code for a protein of 262 amino acids. The record is from RefSeq and is a predicted model, not a curated record. Gene Ontology annotation, molecular function: protein C-terminal S-isoprenylcysteine carboxyl O-methyltransferase activity. Gene Ontology annotation, cellular component: endoplasmic reticulum; membrane. Gene Ontology annotation, biological process: C-terminal protein methylation. The transcript is spliced from 5 exons.
AUGGCCACCACAGCAGGAGGUAGCAUAGACGACCGUAUCCGACAACGUCAAACGGCUGGUCGCAAUCCUCUUGAAACAAUCCCCACGACAAAUAAUCCUCGUGCCAACAUCCCCAAUACCCCUCUUGCAAGCGCUACCAUUGCCUUUUCUCUUGGUUCUGUCUUCGCAAUCGGGGCGUUGACCUUUCUACUUGGAGGAUUUCCAAAUACUCCAUGGCUGACAUACCAGCUGGGUUUCUUUUUAGCAGCAUGGGCGCUAUUUCACUGGGCUGAAUUUGCCGUGACAGCGGGCUGGAAUCUUGAAAAGUGCAGUGUGGACUCUUAUCUUCUCGAUAAUGGCGCCAUGUACCACGUCGCAAAUAGUGCAGCGUUACUGGAGUACCUCAUAGUAUGGUACUUCAGACCCUCAUCCAAGUCUUUUCCACAUGUUACACCCAUCGGCAUAGUAUUGGUUAUUGCGGGGCAGGCUUUACGGUCCACUGCUAUGAUUCACGCAUCCACCAACUUUUCGCAUUCCGUCGCGUUCCACAAACGCGACACUCAUCAGCUUGUUACAAAUGGCAUUUAUGGAUGGUUUCGUCACCCGUCGUACGCCGGAUUUUUCUAUUGGGCACUUGGGACUCAACUGGUGCUUCAGAAUGUGUUCACUUUCGUUCUUUUCGCAGUUUUACUGUGGAGAUUCUUUUAUUAUAGAACUAGAGCUGAAGAGGCUGCUCUAAUCAGAUUCUUUGGAGAUGACUACGUGAAGUAUCGAAAGCAAGUGGGGACUAAGAUACCCUUCGUACCCUGA